Hyla sarda is the source of this 1085-nucleotide messenger RNA. It is a transcript of the gene PSME2, whose product is annotated as proteasome activator subunit 2. The coding region runs from base 221 to 949 and encodes 242 amino acids. Gene Ontology annotation, molecular function: endopeptidase activator activity. The transcript has 11 exons. Lineage: Eukaryota; Metazoa; Chordata; Amphibia; Anura; Hylidae. Gene Ontology annotation, cellular component: nucleoplasm; cytoplasm; proteasome activator complex. Gene Ontology annotation, biological process: regulation of proteasomal protein catabolic process; regulation of G1/S transition of mitotic cell cycle; positive regulation of endopeptidase activity. The record is from RefSeq and is a predicted model, not a curated record.
GUACUGAACAAUUUCUCUCCCAUUCACUUCAGGAAAGUCCCUUUCAAGCACAGUCCCUCUCCUUCCUGUAAAUCACAAUAUUAACCCAAAGUGAAACUGAAAGUAACAGAGAGAAUCGGAGAAACGAACAGAGAAAGACAGAAGGGCUGAAAAUACUUUACGGAAAAUAAGAAAUAGAUUGAUCAGGACAGAGGUGAAGAGAAUCUGAAAAUUGAAGGAGAUGGCUAACAAAGCGUGUAUCCUGAAGAUUAGCAAUGCCAACAAGGAAAAGGUUGUUGGAUUCUGCACAAAUCUUAACAAUCAGGUCCAAAACUUUCUGUCAGAGUUUAUUCCUGAGAAGAUUCAGUAUCUGGACAACCUUUUGAAGAGUGAUGUGUUUAAUGUCUCGGACCUGACAUCUCUUCAUUCUGAGCUAAACAUUCCGAUUCCUGAUCCUCCAAAUCCUGAUGCCGAGGACACAAAAAUGGAAACAGACAAAGAAGAAAAGAAAGCUCCUAAAUGUGGAUUCCUAAAAGAGAACGAGAAGCUGCAAAAACUACUAAACAUUGUGCAACCUGAGAUAAGAACUUUGAGAGAGGGAUGCGCCUUGAUUAUUACGUGGAUCAAUCAUCUGAUUCCAACCAUUGAGGAUGGAAAUGAUUUUGGGGUAUCAAUACAGGAGAAGGUAUUAGAACGUGUAGCAGCUUUAAAGACUAAGGUGGAAACUUCGCAAACUACUAUUGCCAAGUAUCUUACAGAGAGAGGAGAUGCUGUUGCUAAAGCUUCUAAAGAGACACAUGUGAUGGACUACAGAGCUCUGGUUCAUGACAAGGAUGAAGGUGCCUUUGUUGAUCUUAAACUAACUCUGACAGAUGUGAGAAACAUCUAUGUUGAAAUAUUUGAUAUAAUUCUGAAAAAUUUUGAGAAAAUUACCAACCCUAAAGGAGAAGAUAAAAAUACAAUGUACUAACUUCAGUACCUUUUUCCCAGUUUUUCUUUGGAUCCUUGAAAUCAUGCUUCCCUCUAUAGUGAAAUCCAAACAAUAAAAUAAGAACACUGUGGUUCCGUGUCUUCAUAGAUUUUACAUUGUAUUCUUUAGAUUAAAC